Molecule: messenger RNA, 758 nt
Organism: Annulohypoxylon maeteangense
Lineage: Eukaryota; Fungi; Ascomycota; Sordariomycetes; Xylariales; Hypoxylaceae
Product: trimeric LpxA-like protein
Exons: 2
Coding region: 99-689 (196 amino acids)
Biological process (GO): mitotic spindle organization
Cellular component (GO): dynactin complex
Molecular function (GO): dynein complex binding
Source: RefSeq, a predicted model, not a curated record
AUCGAUUUCGAACAAACAAACAAUAGCAAGCAAUAAGCUCGAGUCCAUCGACAUCCUUGUCGUCGACAACCCCCACUUAUAUUCGAUAUGAGAGCAAGAUGUCAUCAUCCAAACGUCAAUCUAUCGUCCCGCGUGUCCAUUCUGGUCCUAAAGCGCCUGUCAAUUUCUCUCAAUCCAUAAUAAUAGCUGACUCGGCCCUUCUGACCGGAAACCACACGAUCAACAUUAGCUCCGAGUCUGUCGUCCAUCCUCGAGCAAAGCUAGACUCUUCCAAUGGACGGAUAACCAUUGGCCGAAGAUGUAUUGUCCAUGAACGAACAAGCAUCGGAGCAUUAUCCGCAGACCCAAGACCGAGCGAAACUCGUGACGGCGUAUUCAUUGGCGACUAUGCUACGAUCGAGGUUAGCGCCGUGGUCGAGUCUGGAGGCACCCAGAUUGGUGACGGAUGUUUGGUCGGUGUAGGAUGUAAGAUUGGAAAAGGGGCGAAACUCGGAAAGCAUUGCACCAUAACGCCGCAAAGCGUUGUGCAGCCCUUCGAGAUUAUCCCGAAUUUUACUGUUAUCUACUCGAACGGAACCAGACGAAUCGACAAACGCGGCGUAUCGGAGCUGAAAAAUAAGGCCCAGGCUCGUCAGAUCGAGAUAUUGAGGAAACUUAUACCCAGCAAUCCCAACAAAUUCUUGUCUUAAUGAGUGUUUCGAAUACCCGGCUGGCGUUUGUUCAAUUCGUAUACUGAUACCCAAUUCAAUAUAAAAUGU